Molecule: messenger RNA, 1555 nt
Organism: Ooceraea biroi (clonal raider ant)
Lineage: Eukaryota; Metazoa; Arthropoda; Insecta; Hymenoptera; Formicidae
Gene: Rae1
Product: ribonucleic acid export 1
Molecular function (GO): protein binding
Source: RefSeq, a predicted model, not a curated record
GAAAAAGUGUACUAAUUAUUGCGCGCUUUCUAUUCUCUGAUCUUCCUAUUUGCCGAUUGUUACUAGCUUUGUUGACUUAUUACAUUUGCAUGCGUUUUUUAUUUUGCGUAUUGACUCUCUCUGGCGUAUUAACGUAAAAAUAUGUUAUCGCCUCUGUACCGUGAAUUAUAAGAAAUCACGAGUACUUGGAGGAACGAUCAAAGUGGUGUGAGUUAAAGAUGUUCAAUCAGAACAACGCAUUGAGAACGGGAACGACAAACACAUCGAAUCCAAUGCAGGACUUUGAGGUUGUCUCGCCGCCGGACGAUUCCAUCUCCAGUCUGGCAUUCAGUCCAGCGUCUAUUCAGCAGAAUUUUCUUGUUGCCGGUUCGUGGGACUGCAAUGUACGUUGUUGGGAAGUUGAGCAGUCUGGCAAAACGGUGCCCAAGUCGAUGCAGAGCAUGUCAGCGCCAGUCUUGAGUGUAUGCUGGAGCGAUGAUGGAACCAAGGUAUUUAUGGCUGGAUGUGACAAAACAGCAAAAUGUUGGGAUUUGGCCACAAAUCAGAGCGUUCAAGUAGCUGCACAUGACGCACCCAUUAAAACGUGUCACUGGUUAAAGGCAUCUUCAUAUUCCUGUUUAAUGACAGGUUCCUGGGAUAAAACGUUAAGGUUUUGGGAUUUACGUAGUCCUAAACCUGCGAUGACCAUCAAUCUACCUGAAAGAUGUUAUUGCGCGGAUGUGGAUUACCCGAUGGCGGUUGUAGGAACAGCCGCACGUGGAUUAAUAGUCUACCAACUGGAAGGAAGCCCGCGCGAGUACAAAUCCGUCGAACUGAGUUUGAAGUAUCAGUAUCGUUGCGUGGCGAUUUUCAGGGACAAGAAGAAGGUGCCGACCGGUUUUGCGAUCGGGAGCACCGAAGGUCGCGUUGCGAUACAUCACUUGAACCUCAGCUCGAAGGAGAAUUUCACGUUCAAGUGCCACAGAACAAACGGCACGCCUAAUGGUUAUCAAGAUAUCUACGCGGUAAACGACAUAGCAUUCCACCCAGUGCAUGGCACGGUAGCGACUGUAGGUGGCGAUGGUACUUUCGGCUUCUGGGACAAGGACGCACGUACUAAACUCAAGUCGUCCGAGACGAUGGAGCAGCCCAUCACGCGCUGUUGUUUUAAUCACAACGGACAGAUAUUUGCAUACGCCGUCUCUUACGACUGGUCUAAGGGUCAUGAAUAUUAUAAUCCGGCGAAGAAGAACCAGAUCUUCCUGAGACCAUGCUACGACGAACUGAAACCGAAGGCUUCGCCGUGAAGUUGAUAAUAUCUAACCGUAAUUUUUAGAGAUUGCCGUUUGUUCUAGUGAUACCUGAACGUGUACUUUAUAAAACGAUGUGCGAAUACUGACGUAAUCGCGAGAACAUAAAUCUUUCCACUCGAUAUUCUUUCUCCUUUAACAUAAAAUGUAUAAUAUAGGACAUGUGCAGUCAAUUUGAUCUGCAAACGGUGCGAAACUUUGUAUGAACAGACUCUAAUCUAUAAAAGUGAUUAUUAAGAAUGUUUCAAUAAAUAUAUCCUUGGUAU